Molecule: messenger RNA, 6579 nt
Organism: Amoebophrya sp. A120
Lineage: Eukaryota; Dinophyceae; Syndiniales; Amoebophryaceae
Source: the annotation of a GenBank genome assembly
CACGACCGAACCUUGACAAAAGGAAGAAAAGUACAAAGUCACAGUCGAGAUCGAAGAUCAGUAGUGUGUCUGCGAACAGAAGGUAGAUUCGAGCUUAUCGGGCGAUAAGGUUUUCAUUGAAAACCCUGACGACUUCAUCCGACGAAUUUUGCGUCCUCGAGAAGACGCUCUGCGGGAGGUACUUUCUUACGAAAGAAGUAUCGGGAAGAACUUGCCGAGUCGCUGAGGUCAUGCGCAUGAUUACUUCAGGGCGGUGCGUCAUUUUGUACGUAGGCGCUACGGCGAGCGGGCCGGUGCACGCCGAGCGGGCGGGGUUUCUGGCGCCGCGCCCGGGAAACGAGCGCAAAUGGCUUUGGGCGGACCUUUUGCCCGACCCCAGUUCCUUGUGGUCCCGGGUGUCCGCCAUCACGGGCGGUCAGUCGGAGGAACCCAGUUCCGUCGAGCCAGCGUCUCGGACCACGUUACCCGCGCCCUCGUUUCUGGAGGAAGCGGAGGUGCCGGCCGUGGCGGAUCGCGGUUUCGGUCGCGUCGCGGACGAGGUGCCGGACAUGAAUGAGUCCCGUCCGGGUAGUACUGGCGCUCCCUCUCAACAAGACCGCCGGGACGAGGCUGUUGAAGCCGAAACAUCCUCGCCGCACCCACAAGACCACGAGCAAGAUGAAGCGCAGGGCUCGGUGCAGCCGCAAGAGCCCGAAGCGCCUUCGCUCCUGCAGCAGCUUCGGGCCGCUGAUGCUCCGUUGCCGUGGCCGCGGGAACCUGAGCCGUCUUCGCAACUGGAGCAUCGGCCUGUUGAAGGGCCGUUACCGCCGCCGGUGGAAGAUGGGUCGUCUUCGCACCUCGGGCAUCGAUCUGCUGAAGCCCCGUUGCCCCUGCAAGCUGAGCCGGCUCCGCGUCUGCAGCAUCAGGUUGCUGAUGCCUCGUUGCAGCUCACGCUGGUAAGCAGCCCGUCUUCGCAUCUGCAACAAGCUGGCGAAUCCGCACCCCCGGCUCCAAUGGAAGCCAAGCCGUCUUCGCAUCUGCAACAAGCUGGCGAAUCCGCACCCCCAGCCCCGCUGGGAGCCGAGCCGUAUUCGCAUCUGCAGAAAGCUGCUGAACACGCGCCCCCGGCCCCGCUGUAUCUGCAAGGUGGGGAAGCCGCGCCCCCGCCGCCAGGGGCAGCCAAGCCGUCUUCGCAUCUGCAGCAAGUUGGGGAAACCCUGCCUCCGCCGGCGCGGGAUGCCGAGCCGUCUACGCACCCACCGCAAUUUGCUGAAGCGGCGCCCCCGACGGUAUUGGAAGCCGAAUCGCCCUCGCGGGUUCAGCACGUUGCUGAGCCCGCGCCACUGACGGCGCUGGACGAACGUGAGCCUUCUUCGCACCUCCAGCAAGUUGCUGACCCCGCUCGCCCACAGCAGCGGAAAGCAGAGCUACCUUCGCGCCUGCAGCAAGCGAGAGAAGCCGCAACGCCGCUGCAGGAAGCAGGGCCGCCUUCGCACCUCCAGAAUGUUGCUGCGGGUUCCGAAAUCUUCACGGCCCCGCCACGACACCUGGAUCAGGGAGCUGUGGGGGUUUCGCAUCUACAGCGGGGCUCGUCAGAAAACUUGGAAUUUGGUCCCCCCCUUUCGCACGCCUGGCCCGUUUCGCACCUGCAGCAGGUUGCGGGAGACUUCGAAAUCAAGCACCCACCGCCGGACAGAAGCGCUCGUUCUUCUUCGUACUUGCGAGAAGACCGUGAGCGGAACCCCGCCGCGGCGCCGCCGCGGCAGGAAGCAGCGUCCGUCUCGACGUCGCAGCAGAUCUCGGAGAACUCCGGCAGUGGUGCGCUAGCACUGCAAAAAACCGUACGCGUGUCGGAGCUGCAGUCGCAGAGCUCGGAAAACCACACCGCCGCUGCUCCCGCCCAAGAGAGGGAAGCUUUUUCGCAUGAGGAUGGAAGGUCAACAAAAGAUCACGACGAUGCCUCCUCAGUCACUGCGCUGCAGACGUACCUUCAUUUGACUUCGUUGGCGCCAGAGCAGUGGGCAUCGAGGACCGCAAUCGCGGGCGGGAUCCCAUCUGACGGAAACCACUUUCCCCGUUGUAUCAAGACGUACACGUGCAUGAACUGAUUUCCCACCUCGGCCAAGGAGAGCAAGCAGGAGGCACGAUUUGUGAUGUAAUAUUUCUACCAGCCUUGUAUAAAAUGUGAAAGUCGUGUGUGAGUGUAAUUCUAAUUACCACCGAGGUUCCAUUUUUCCAGUUGCAAACGAACGAACGCAGAGCGAAAUUCGAUCGUUUCUUUCGUUUUUUGCGUGCAGGCGUUUCUUUUGUUUUUGCAUAUUGCAGCAAUGGAUCAGUGUUGAAAUCGCAUUCACACUGCAGAAUUCUCUUUGAGAGGCAGCAAAACAUGAUAAAACGAGACAAGAAAGAAAGCGCAAUCAUAAUUUGAAGAUGGCUUAGGCGUGCUCCAAGGUCCUUAGCGCCGCUAUCUAAGACGACAUGAAGAUGUUCAUGUUCGUUUUUACUUUACAUGCUUGGCGAGGCGGCGGCCCUAGUUGUGCUUGUAUGGGGGCCAAUGAUGUGCACCAGUCAAGAACUUGUAGUCCUGUGAUUUGCUCAAGGCCUACUUGAGUAGGGGAGUGGGACUCUUUUCAAACCCAUAGUGCCUGAAGACGGAUUCAGUUCUCUUCGCAGGGAAGUGGCGGUUGGACACGCCCGGGGACACCUGCCCGCAAAUAAAACCCUCGAGACGGCGAAUGCCACGAGCUUCAUGGAGAAUUCUGUGGUUGCGUAUGACCAGCAAGAACAAACAAUGCGCAGCUACUACGAUGACGUCGUCUACCACAUGAAAGUCAAAAUUGCAAUGUGGUGCAGAGCUGACCUGGAUACAUUCCUCAAAUAUUUCAACGACGCCGGCUAUGGCGGUGAUUGCAGGGGAAUUGAACCCAAGGUGCAGGAGUGGAUCGAACGAUAUUUCUUUUUUGGGAAAAUAAGGCAACAAAACAGCCGCGUUCGUGAAAUUGUUGCAGCAAAUAUGGAAGAUGGCGGACUGUUGAAAAACACGCCUGUGUCAUACGACGCGUCUAAUCAUGGCGGCCAAGGAAGCUUUGGGACGGUGCGCGAAUUUUGGACUGGAUCUAUUUUCAACCGAAAACACUCGAUUGGGGAUGCUGGUAUGUAAGGAAACGUGUCUACCUCGAGUCAAAAUGAAAAUAUGACAAAAAUGUGGUCUCGCAAUUGCGUCGCAUGCGCAGGUUUCUUUCGGCGCAGUGAGCAAAGCUGACUUUCGAACGACGUAUUUCGCAAUUUAUUAUGGCAUGCUCUGCCGCGCUCGAGAGCGAGCAAUAUGGAGCUGACAUCCACCAUAUCGACAGCACUUCCUGCGUCAUACGUUUUUAUGGUUUAUUAUUUAGCGGGCUGAGUUUUGUAUAGUUUCUGGCUGUUGCUGUCGGGUCGGACUCUCGCAUUGCCUGCGAGCCGAGCGGAGGUCUAAGUAUGUGAAUGUGCUGCCGAACAUCGGCGUUGACAUAUUCGUCUGUCGUCGUCUAAUUUGCUCUGUUUCAUUUUUCUCUCGCAGUGACUGCGUUUGCUUUGGAUACAAGGUCACGAUCAGAUUUUCAAAGAGGUGAGAUGUAACAAGGAAGACAGGAUGUUCGGCGGAAAUCAGAAGGCGUGCCUCUAUCACGUUUCAGACGAAGUCCUGAUGAAUCUGGUGCUUGCUCGCAGUAACAAGGUCGGCCAGGAUCUGCGGGACUGCAUUGCUCAGGGGACUUACUUCGUCAUGUCUUACAUCCCAGGCCGACACGAAGUUUUCUUCCAGUUUUUCCUUGAAAAGAUCGCAGUAAAUCCGUCCGGAGACGAUAAGGUGGCAAAACGAACGACGCUGCCAGUAGCCCGAGAAUACGUGAACAGUUUUCAUACGUGCCUCCUGGUCCUGGACAGCUACAAUUUUGUGCUGAAUGACCUAAAGCCCGCCAAUAUGGGAGCAAGGAUUGGUAGGAAACCGCAACUCCGCAGGGCGAUCAAGUUUUUUGAUUUCGGACUGUCUUCGAUUGUCGCUGCAAACGGCUUGGUCGUUCUCGGCGAAAAAGUGACGGAAUUGUACCCAACAAGGUUUUCGUUCCAUAAUAGCCAGGCCGUCGGCUUUUCGAUCCGGAAACCGAUCGGGACCGAAGCAACUUAUAGCCCCACCAUGGAACAUGGAAAAAUGUGGCUAAACGAGAAAAAUCGCUACUCACCAAAGACGGACUGGUUUGCUGCCAGCGUAACGAUGUUGCUGGACUUGGGAAUGCCACGGCUGUAUCUUGUCCUGAAUGGCCAGCACAAUCUUAGAACGUAUUAUGCAGCCGGGUAUCUCCUGAGAGAAGCGCAGGAUUUUUUGGACCAACUGGACAAGGACGUGCAAAAAACAAUGUCUUCGGGGUCGAACUCGUGUGCAACAAAAGGUCCCUGUCUUACGACGUCGCAAAAGGAUGAUAUCUUGCGACACAUCGCUUUCCGAAACAAGCCUGCUCAGGAUAGCAUCACGAGCGUCGACCACGUCGCAUAUGCUGGCGUUUCGAGGUCGUCCCCCCAAGCCUUGCCAGUUGCGGCUUCUCAACACCAAUCGACAUGGUCGCCUGGUGCAACAUGGAGGCUGUUUUCGCGCAAACAAGAAGCCAAGCCAGCCGAGCAAUCGCAGCCGUUGCAGAACGCGGGUCGCCGGAGUCGGGACGACCAACUGUCCGCAUCGCCAAACGCCGGUGAAGGAGUGAAUCUAUCAUGGCUUCUUAAUGGAGCCGGAAAGGCAGCACGAGCUGUUGCGCGUCGUGCAGACGGACUGGUAGAGCAGUUUCGAAAUAGUCGUCGUCAGAAGUCCCCUAUUUCGCCGAAGUCCGCUGUUUCCGAACCAACUAAAAAAGUUGCGUCGGUUCCAUCGACCUCACCAGCUUCAGGCAUGUUAGCACAUUUGCAAGCAUAUCUGCGGUCGGACCCGUCAGGGUCGCGGGCCACUGCAAACGAGGACACUCCUUCACAACGGACUCCAUCAUGGCCUAGACUUGCAGGCACCGCACCAAACCGCGCCGAUCCAGCCGCACCGAAAACAGUGCCAGGGACCCGACCGCAGGGAGCAGAUCGACCUCCGUCGCCCCGCACCAGCGCUCCAGCAGGCAGUUCUAGUUGGUUACCUUGGUCAUCAUGGCCCCCUUCUGAGCAGCGACCAGUCCUCCCCCCCCCGCCACCGCAGCGGCCGCAAUCACUACCCGCAUCGCGGCCAUCUCAGCAGCAGCUACCCGGCGCUUACAGCGCGCCAGCAUCCGAUUCCCGACUCUGGGCACUGGUUCCGCCGCCACCACAGUAUUCGCGACAGCAGACGCCACCUCCCGCCGGACCGCCAGGACUGCCAGCACCGCCGCCGCCGCCGGUGCAGCGCGCGCACAGCUUUCCUUCCCGUUCCGUGGAAGCUCCGCCCCCACCUCCAAGCCGAUACCCUUCGAUGCCUCCAAGCCGAUCCCCUUUCGAUGCGCCCUCAGGGGACGGGCGGUACGCGCACGGUGGGUACCGCGGCGCGUGAGGCGAAAGGAGUGUGUGUAUGUGUGUGUCUGUGUCUGUGUCUGUGUCUGUGUGCAGAUCAAACUGGAAGCGGGUGGACGUAGAUACAUACCUGACGUGGCUGGCUAUCAACACAGUGUAGCAGAUAAUUAGUGGAGACACGGCGCAUGAAUACUGGCUCAUAGAACAUCAGCGCUCCGCAUUGACCGAGAGGCCCGUUCGGAAUUAUCUUCCUUUAUUUUCUUCUUCUUUUCUGCCUCUCUCUACGGGCUUCAGGUGCGAUUAGUUUUUGAUUCAGACGAGAUAAUGUCGCACAGGAACGGCUUGCUUCGCUCGCACGAACUUUACUGAUAAUUAUUGUGAGAAACCAUUUGUACUAUUUGUAGAUGUAGGAGUAUCUCUCUUCUUUCUGCUUUCGGGUUCAGCCGCUGUGUCAUUUUGGACUUGGAAUUACUCUUAUGUCAAGCUACAACUUCAAGCCCUUGUUGUUAUCUUAUUUUUUUACAGCACGCACACAUUUUCACUUAAAUAAUGAACAACAAAAGUAGAAUGUUUUUCAAAUCAAUUUCGAAGUAUACAAAAAGAUUUUGAUUUUCUGUGAGACAAACGCCAACAUCGAAAAGUGACGACACGCUAGGCACGCACGCCCAUCCGUUUGCGCGCGUCGCCUGCUGCUUGCGACUUACUUUUCGGGAAGGGCACGGGGCGAAUGCGUAAUCGUUUUUCAUAUUUAUUAUUACCGUACUUCAAAACAGGACUUCAUUAUGAUACAUUUUGAAACGCACAACAAGUAGCAAUACUAGUAGGACAAGAAAUCUUCGACGUUAAAAAAUCAUGGAAGACCCAUUUCGCAUUUUUUGUUACUAUCGAGAAGAAGACUCAGGCAUGUUGAUUGUACAUUUUUACUUAUCGUGACCGUGUAUAAAGACGCUUCAAACGAGAUUCGACAAAUAUUUCAACAAGCGACCAAGAUGCGACUUCAAGGAAACGUAAAUUAUCCGUGACGAAUAACUUUGUAUUUGAGUUCAGGAUUUAUUAGCUGCAUAUGUCAGACACUUACUUGCACGCCAUAAGAUGCGAGCAAAGGGC